This is a messenger RNA of Durio zibethinus, 1735 nucleotides long. The record is from RefSeq and is a predicted model, not a curated record. Lineage: Eukaryota; Viridiplantae; Streptophyta; Magnoliopsida; Malvales; Malvaceae.
GCAUUCUCUAGGUGGGUCCCUUGGACCACCAUCCAUUUGUUAUCGUCUUUGGAGGAUAAGCACUCGAAACUGUCAUGUUUUUCUUGCUGAUAGGUUCAAUCUUUCACUCCAAAGAGCAAGAGGACAACAUUUUUGGAGUUGGCCUUUGUUCUUACAAGUGAAAAUGACGUAGAAAACUCCAUGUAAAGCCAUCUUAUUUUGAUCCAAUAAUUCAAACCCCCCGUACCCUUUACCCCAGUUGCUAUAUCAGUUUCCCAUUUGAUCAGAUUUCCAAUUCCUAAGAUGAUUCACCAGGAAAUGGAUAUUGAUCAUGAGUGGGUUUUCCUGCCUGAUAAUAAUUUCCUGGAUAUCAAUCAGGAUGGUGAAAAAAAAGUUCAUGGAGGAAAAAGAAAUUCUGACACAAAACUUGUUUUCCUGACAGAUUACUUCAACAAGGAACAGCCUCCACCAUCAGGAAAUUCAAGGAGGGUCCCUAAACAGGUUGUUCCAGUUUCAUUUCCAUUGGAACAAAGAAUCUUUAAGGCUCCAGAAAAUGAGCUGGGGGAGGAAACUACCACAAGGGUGCCUAUUGAUGUCACUUCUACGCCAGCCAUGAUCCCUGAGAAGAUCGAAGAACUUGAUAUUGGAUCAUUUGAAGGUGGUAAAGAAGUGAAGACACAAGUUUGCUUUAGGAAACCAACUUACAAUGAAUCUGUCGACAUGACCAACAAAAUGGACUCACCAAAGUCCACUACUAGGGGAAUUAUUCCUCAAAUUGAUGCAGCAGGUACGUUUAAUUUUGAUGAAAAAGGUGAGGUUUUGGAGAACAUGACUUCCCCAAGAAAGAAAGAUUUGGUGGAAAAGAAAUUUGAGAUCAAAGAAGAUGUCACCUGGGAGGAUAACUCUGGUGGCCUUAAUUUAUGGAAAUGGAGCUUAACUGGUAUUGGAGCCAUCUGUUCUUUUGGUGUUGCUGCUGCUACCUUUUUAUCAUCGUAUUGGGAAGUCAACAAAGACACAAACAGCAACAUCAGAACCAGAAGCUGCUUUUCCAGCGUUACACUGAUGACAAGACGAUGAAGCAAGUGGUUCAUCAUGCAACCAAACUCAAUGAAGCAAUUUCUGCAGCUAGAGGAGUUCCAAUCACCAGAGCUCACAUAACAUUUGGUGGUCAUUAUGAUGGUCUUUAAAGCACUGCCUUCUAGAGAAUCCGGAACCGUUCACCGGCUUGAUCAAUUGUUUGUGAAGUGUGAUGGAUUUGCCAUGCCAGUUCUACAAGAUUCAUAUAGUGUGUCUGUUUUUGUACAUAAUAUGGAUGCUUAUUAUAUGGAUUCUGAAUCCUGUUUGGUACUCCUGAAUUUCUAUAUUUUUGUGUCUAUUUAGCCACUUAAUAGUUUCAACUGUGGGAGGUGACCUUAGUGAAAUGUCUACAAAUUCACCACUUGCUAAAGUAUAUGAUCAAAGGAAUCAAACUGAAGGCAGAAAUUGUCAUGACAAUAAAAUCUUACCAAGAUUAUCAUUCUUGGCAAGCUGUUAUCCAUUUAGAUUUCAUCUCUUGAAUAGUUUUUGUCCCAUGACUGAACCUCCUUUAGACAGAAAAAUAACUAUACAGAACUAGUGUCAUGAUUGAUUUUGGGGACUGGGAAAUGAAACAAAUUCAUCAAAGAAACCAAGAAUCGGAAUACCAAAAUAGGCAUUCAAAGGUCAAGAAUUGCUUGUAAUGGUUUUUGGUUUUUUUUUUUUAAUUUUUUUUGCUUAG